UGCGAUGCUGCUGUGUGUCCUGCGUGCGGGCGGGCUGUGGACGCCGCGCAAGUUCUUGUGUGGUCGCUCUUGUCGCCCAGCUCCCAGUGGCUGGCCACGGAGAGCGGUGCUUGCUGUUCGGUUUCGCCACCUUACGCUUUCCCUCGCAGCUGCUCGGGUCCCAGACGGGAGCCAGGUGGUGCCUAAUUUUGCUGUCUGUGUUUUGAACACGUCUUAUAAUGGAGUUUCCUGAUUUGGGGAAACAUUGUUCAGAAAAAACUUGCAAGCAGCUAGAUUUUCUUCCACUAAAAUGUGAUGAAUGUAAACAAGAUUUCUGUAAAGAUCAUUUUACAUGUGCUGCACACAGAUGUCCGUUUGCAUUCAAGAAGGAUGUUCAGGUCCCAGUGUGCCCGCUCUGUAAUAUCCCCAUCCCAAUAAAGAAGGGAGAGAUACCAGAUGUGGUGGUUGGUGAUCACAUUGAUAGAGACUGUAAACAUCCUGGGAAGACUAAAAAGAAGAUUUUUACAUACCAGUGCUCAAAAGAGGGAUGCAAGAAGAAAGAGAUGCUGCAGAUGGCCUGUGUCCAGUGUCAGGGCAAUUUCUGUAUCCAGCACAGACAUCCUCUGGACCACAACUGCAGACAUGGAAGCCGCCCUUCCGGCAAAGCUGGAUGAGAAGGGGCUCCUAGCUAUACCUGAACUGGCUUACAACACAGUAACAUGAGUAAAACCAGUGUACACUCGAAGGCAGGGGUGGAACAGCCUUGAGCUUUGCUCCAUACUGACUGUUGGAUCUUGGAUAUUUGCUGUUAGAGUUGGGGUGAAUAUAAUAAAAUUAAGGUUGUAUUAGGUUCCAUGGCUGCUGUAAAGUACUGCGCAGUGGGUGGCUUAAACAACAGAAAUUGAUUCUCAGUUCUCGAGACCACAAAUCCAAGGUCACAGUGUUGGCAGGUUGGCUACUGGGGACUGGGACAGAAUCUGCUCCAUGCCUCCCUCCAGUCACUUGGGGUUUGCUGGCAGUCGUUAAUGUUCUUGACUUGUAGACAUAACCCCCAUCUGCCUUCCUGUGCAUGUGUUCUCCCAUGAAUCUGUCUGUGUCUGACUUUAUAAGAACACCAGUCAUGUAGUCCACACCGGUAACCUCUGAUCUCUGUAACCCUGACUCCAGAUAAGGUCACAUUCUAAGUUCUGGGGGUCAGGGUUCCAGCAUGUCUUUGGGUUAGGGGAGCACAAUUCAACCCCUGACCCUGGUAUUCUUGUCAAAUCAGUAGAAAUGUCUGCCUAAAUUUGCUGUUGAAUAAAAAUGG
Molecule: messenger RNA, 1285 nt
Organism: Otolemur garnettii (small-eared galago)
Lineage: Eukaryota; Metazoa; Chordata; Mammalia; Primates; Galagidae
Gene: ZFAND2A
Product: zinc finger AN1-type containing 2A
Exons: 5
Coding region: 219-653 (144 amino acids)
Biological process (GO): proteasome-mediated ubiquitin-dependent protein catabolic process; protein targeting to ER
Cellular component (GO): endoplasmic reticulum; cytoplasm
Molecular function (GO): zinc ion binding
Source: RefSeq, a predicted model, not a curated record